AUGCCUUCGUUGAACACACCCUACUCUUCAACACUACAUAAGACAAGGACGGUAAUCAGGAUGAUUUGGAUUGGGUCCGUGAGCGACUGCUUCGCGGUGGAAAGACUAUUCACGAAAUCCAGCUGGUUGCACCUCGCCGGGAAGCUACUAUUUCCGCGCUUGACAGUAAUCAAGGCGGGUGAAGAUGUAGAAUGUGGAAUAGGCCUGCGAGGUUUCAAAUCACAUGGUGAACACCGGCGAAAUCGAUGGUCAAACCAUGAUGAUCGUCAGCAGUCUGCCCUAAUUGUGUACGAUCUGGUAGUCGAGAUCGUCGAAUUAAUCCUACGAAACAAAUACGAUGCACAUGCGCAAAUCCUAGAACUCUUAACUUCUGUCACCGGACGUAAUUUACGUUUGUUUGAACGGUUUCCGAGCAGGCGAAGGGUACAACGAUGGUUUCACAGAUUUCGGGACUCAUAG
Messenger RNA from Dibothriocephalus latus, 459 nucleotides. NCBI's taxonomy places the organism in Eukaryota, Metazoa, Platyhelminthes, Cestoda, Diphyllobothriidea, Diphyllobothriidae. The record is from the annotation of a GenBank genome assembly.